Monomorium pharaonis (pharaoh ant) is the source of this 4918-nucleotide messenger RNA. RefSeq names its product carboxypeptidase N subunit 2. Lineage: Eukaryota; Metazoa; Arthropoda; Insecta; Hymenoptera; Formicidae. The record is from RefSeq and is a predicted model, not a curated record. The transcript is spliced from 3 exons. Bases 1825 to 3864 code for a protein of 679 amino acids. Gene Ontology annotation, molecular function: potassium channel activator activity; voltage-gated potassium channel activity; transmembrane transporter binding. Gene Ontology annotation, cellular component: voltage-gated potassium channel complex.
CGCUGGGAAGUUAUUUUUUGAUUAAUAAAUUUUUGAGCAUCUUGUCGAUCGGGCGUAUUUUUAAUACAAAUAAAUGCUUUUUAAGACGUUAUAUACCAUUACGUUAUCUAAAUCAAGUCUGUAGCGUUUAAAGUUGUUCAGUCGUCAAACAAAAGUUCUGAAAUAAAUUCCAAUUUUUUAUUUAAUAUUUUCUGAACUAAUAUUUAUUUUUUUUUUACAGAAUUAAAAGCCAGUUGACGACUAUUUUUUUGAUAAAAAAUAAAAUUAAAGGUAGUUCUAUCGCCGAAACAAAAAUCCUAAACUUCCAAUUUUUGAUAUAACUAGUUUUCAUUUUUUUAAAUUAGAAAUAGCGCUUAUCGACAAUUUUUGGGAAAGAAAUUAAAUAUAAUUAAUAGGUUAUUAAACAUUGAUGCAUAUGAAACGCAAGUUCUCGCGAAUCUUUAGGUUCGUAUUCCUUAACUUAUGUACUUGAGAUUUUUCAUAAAGAAACUUUAAUAUAAUCUUUAAAAGAUUUAAAGAAAUAGAUAUUUAAAAAAUAAUAAAGAUGCCGAUUAUUUUGGUUCAAAAAAUUAAUCUAAAUUGUUAAAUCUAGAAAUUUUUACUUUUACAACACUAUAAUUCGACUGUUAUAAUAAUGCAAGAUAUGUUUACACCAAUCUUCCUGACAGUUCGUGUCAGACGAAGUUGCUACAUUUCUGGCAGGCUCAUAAAAAAAUAUACAUGUAAUUUAAAUGCCCCCCCCCCUCUCUUAGGCACCCGUAAAAUCCGGUCCUACGUAUAGAACUACCUUAAGUGAUAAAUUUCAAUUUGACUGUUGUAUGUAUAUAUCCCGGAAUAAAGUUUUAAAUAAUUUUUCUGAACCGGCUAAACGUACGUAUUGAAAACUAUAUCUUGGAGCUAGUUCUUUAUUGUGUAAUAAGCUUCAAUUGUCGCAUCGUCAUUGUCACGAAUCAACGUAAAGAUAUUGUCUCUGCAGUAUGAAUAUAUGUAUAAACUCACUGACAGUGAAACAAGAAAGAUUAAGAAAAAAAACUCGUCUGACUUUGUUUUUAGCCUAAGGAAUCUGCAAAGUGAUCUUUGCUUCCUGUUUCUUGUUUCUUUUUAUCUAUUGCUUUUUUGUCUCUUCGCACAAUAUUUUAUCGAAAUUAGUGAGAUAAAAAUUGACGAACUCCGACCGAGACAAGAAACAUAUAAUAAGAAACAUAAUUGUUGAUAAAAUGUAAUGCGCAGAAACAAAACGAUUAUAGGUAAAAAGCAAGAAAGCAUUUUGCAGAUUAGCUUUUAGUUUCAACCGCACUCGUUGCAUUUUAAUCCUUUCGAUUAGAUAUUUAAAUUACAAGAGCUCUCUUCAAAAAUCUAACACUGAUAAAUAAUUAUGCUAAAAAUAUAAUAAAAUAGUGCCUUCAAAUGCAUUAAAACACAAUGUAGAAAUUAAAAGAAGUAAGAUACUUAUAUAAAUAUUAUUCCUUACGUCAUAACGCCAAACCAAUAUUCAAAUAAAAUAGAACGCGUGAUUGAAUUUUGAAUUUGGAAAGAAGAAAGAAAAGAGAGAAAUGAUAUUUAAAACGAGGGAAAAUGAAUAAAAAAUGAACAAGAACAGGGCCCGAAAACUGAACGUGUGCCGCGUAGAAGAACGCAUACGAGAACGAGAGCGCGCCUCUGUAGGUUUUAACCCUGAGUUCACUCAUAUGAUUUAAUUUAACCGCGGCUCUCAAUCCAACCGCUCAAUCUAUCUCUGUCCACCGACGAGCGCGCGCGAGCCGUUGCAACAAUCGUCUCUUCCCCGUCACAGUAUCGUCUAUCUCCUUGGCCUUUUCCUUGAUUAUGGCAGCAGCAAAGAUGACGACAGCGUUGUCUCUACUUACGAUGUACUUCGCUGUUACGACAUUCGCUCUGAAUAACGAAGAGCUGGUGGAGCAAGAAUGUCCCGUGGAUUGCCAUUGUCACUACUUUCGCAUCAAUUGGGUGACGGACUGCUCGGACAGCAAUCUCACGAGCAUCCCAUACAAGGAGCUCAGUCAGAACGUCUACAUUUUAGACAUGAAUGAUAAUAGUAUCGCAGAGAUCAAUCCAUUUCCAAACGGAAUCAAAUUGAGGCGUCUUCAGAUGGCACACAACCUAUUAACCGAGUUGACAUACGAAUCAUUUGCCGGACUGACGUAUCUCUUGGAUGCAGACUUCUCAUAUAACGCCAUUACGCGGGUGGAUUCCGAAGCCUUUCGGGAUAGCCCGGGUCUAAUUACAUUAGAACUCCAACACAAUCCCUUGGACGAGAUUGAGGAACCCUUCCUGAAUUGCCGUACGCUGCUGUACCUUGAUCUGAAUUCAUGCGGUAUCCGCCACCUCAACACGCGCUUUUUCUACAACACAACGAAUUUGAAUAAGCUCGACCUGUCGCACAAUCCCCUGCAAAGGAUAGAGCCAGGUCCUUUCGAUCAUCUGACAAAUUUGGAAUAUCUCAAGCUGAACGGAUGCAAUUUAACUUAUGUAUCACCCGAGGCGUUUUCUCAUCUGGAAAAUUUGCGACAAUUAGAGAUAGCAGAUAAUGAAUUGAAAACGUUGGAUUGGAGGAGCAUUCUCACGCCGUUGGUGCGCUUGGAACAUCUAGAUAUCCGCAAGACUGGUAUCAUAAAUUUACCGGGUGAUGCCUUCGCCAAGAAUUUGUAUCUCCUACAGUUGGUCCUCGCGGACAAUGAAUUGGGGCAUCUGGACGUCGAAGAUACGCUUGGCCACAACUUGCAUAGUCUACAAUCUUUGGACUUGUCGAAUUGCAAUUUGCAGGAUCGCCUAUCCGAGGAAGCUUUCAGAAACGCAAGUAAGCUACGUGUACUCAAUUUGAGCGGUAAUCCAAUGUUCGCCAGCGAUUUAACUGCCGUUCUGCGUCACUUACCGAAGCUUCACAAGCUCUCUCUCAGUAACUGCAGUCUUCGAAGAUUGCCAGAUGCCUUCGAUAUAUUUGAACACCUUGAGGAACUUGACAUCUCCCAUAAUCCUCUAACCGAUGCAUUCGUCAGUCUUCUUAAUCCAUUAAGCGCUUUGGAAUAUUUAGAUAUGUCUUAUUGCGGUCUCGGUUACGUUGGAAAUAAUACUUUCGCACAAAUGACUUUCCUGAAGCAAUUGAUUCUUUCGGGAAAUGAACUUCACACUCUGGAGGAAGGAUUGUUUGCGAAUUUAACACGUUUGGAGAGCUUAGAGCUCAACAAUUGUGAUCUCAAAGUACCGCUUGAUCCAAAAGUCUUCGGUGAUCGCCAAUUGACUAACAUAGUAGAACUCAAACUCAGUGGCAAUCCGCUGAUUGUACCCGAUGAAGGUUCGCUACUCUCAACCCAGCUGUCCAAUUUGGAGAUUCUGGACCUCAGCAACUGUGGCAUCUCGCAUUUGAACGAAAACAUAUUUACCACAACGAAUAAUCUCACUCAGUUGAAUCUUUCGGGCAACACAAUAUCUGGUGUAGAAAAUCUGAGCUCUUUGAAACAAUUACGCGCGUUAGAACAUUUAGAUAUUAGUAAUAAUAAUCUCCGCACGAUAGAUCCGAAGAUUUUCAAAUCAAAUCCACGCUUACUGUCGGUCAAUCUUAUGGGAAAUCCGUUUAUCUGCAACUGCUCUAUCGCGGAGACCUGGGAUUGGGCUAUACAGGAAAAAGGUGAUCUUCACGUGCUCGUUGGCAGUCAACCAGCUAAUUUUCAAGCUGGCUCUGUAAAACGAAAAAAGACUCUCUCUUGUGUCUACGACGAAGAAACUUAUCGAAACAUGAUCGACGGCAAUCAGGCAACCACAAAUCGCAAACAUUACCCCAGUCAGUUUACGCCCUCUCGUACUUGGGCUAAAUACGUUCGCGAAUCAAAUUGUAAUCGGCGUUUAUGAUACGCGGCUGUCAACUAUCAACAUCCGAUAUUGAACGUCUACUAUCGUAAGGUACGUAGACAUAAACAGGAAUUGUAGACAUAAACGAGUUACUAUUACUAACUACCAUUACAAUAUCGUCAUAUCAUACAGCCAUGAAACAAUAACGUGAAAUUUAUAUUUCCGUGGCAUUAUUUUUGUAGUCAUAGAAUUAAGACAGAUCUGUAAUAAUUUACGUAUUAGAAAGUAUCGUAAAAUAUGUCCAUGCAUUGAACUGUUACUAAGUAAAAAAAAUACUCGGUUUUGUAUAUAUACUGUGCUUUUUGUACAUAGUAUUAAAAUAAUUCUUGUUUUCUCUCACUCUUUCUCUUUCUCUCGUCGAUCAGAUUAAGUCUUCGUGUAUCAAACUCGACAAAAUAAUAUGCUUACAAUUAGUCAAAUAUUAGAAUGGAUCAGCUGCCAAUGAUCGACGUUACAGAGAAAGUUAAAAGGAGAUUUAAAAAAACGUUGAGGACGAAAUAAUUAACUGCAAUUAAAAUUUUCUGUAUAUCUAUACAAAAGUUGUAAUCAUCUCUAAAACAGACUAUAUUCUCAAGUAUAAAAUUAAUGUUUCGUAUUUAACUGAGCAACUUGAGAACAUUUUACAUUUCUAAAUCAGUUAGCUAAACAGAAAGUCAAUUUUUUGUAAGAACCGAAAGUAAAUAUAUUUUUUAUGCAUUUAGUGACUGGUCAUAUUGUAAUAGUAAACCUAGAAACUGUUUGCGAGAUAAUAGGUGAUCGAUAGAAGAUAAAUAAUAAAGAGAUAUGUUUAGUUAAUUAUUGUAAAAAACAAGUAAAACUUACGAAACGUGCUUAUGCCGAUAGUCGCGCAAGUGUCUUGCAAUUGUGUGAUCUGUUUCUCUCAGAUACACAAUUAGAUUAUCUUACUUUAAUAUAAUUUUAUUCAAUAUUAAAUUUAAAUUGUAUGUAAACUUUUCGACAUAUAUUUUAAUCACAGAUAUAUUAUAUGAUAGAUGUCGGUAAAAAAUCUGGAUUUAAUCGACUUAAUUUGAAAAAAGAUUGUAGAAACAAAAAA